AAACUGCGAGGUGGAUCCUGAGCUGACGUGUUAUUUUCACUGACACUCUCACUAUUACUUUGGACAAUGCUGCGAGUAAGAUGUCUGAGAGGAGGUAGCAGGGGGGCCGAGGCUGCCCAUCUGAUCGGAGCCAUGCUUGGCCGGACGGUGACUGGAUGGGUGCAGAGGACCUUCCAGAGCACUUCGAGUGCAGCUGCUGCACAAUCACAGCGUGCAGUUGAAGAGGAACAUGUUACUGAGCCUGUGCAGCAGGAGUGCCCUGUCUGCGCCUACAAUGAAUGGGACCCUCUUGAGGAGGUGAUCGUGGGUCGUGCUGAAAAUGCCCAUGUGCCUCCCUUCACUGUGGAAGUGAAAGCAAACACAUACGAGAAGUAUUGGCCCUUCUACCAGAAGUAUGGGGGCCAGCCUUUUCCUGCGGACCACUUGAAAACAGCUGUUGCCGAGAUUGAAGAAAUGUGCAAUAUUCUGCGCCAUGAGGGCGUAAAUGUGAUGAGACCUGAACCCAUCGACUGGUCUAUGGUGUACAAAACUCCAGACUUCGCAUCAUCAGGAAUGUAUGCCGCCAUGCCCAGAGACAUCCUCAUGGUUGUGGGAAAUGAGAUUAUCGAGGCCCCCAUGGCCUGGAGGGCUCGCUUCUUUGAGUAUCGAGCCUACAGACCCAUGAUCAAGGAGUAUUUCAGAAAAGGUGCUAAAUGGACCACUGCUCCCAAACCCACCAUGUCAGAUGAGCUUUAUGAUCAGGACUACCCCAUCCGCACUGUGGAGGACAGACACAAGCUGGCUGCCGAGGGAAAGUUUGUGACCACAGAGCAUGAGCCCUGCUUUGAUGCUGCAGAUUUCAUCCGAGCUGGCAGGGAUCUUUUUGUCCAGAGGAGUCAGGUUACAAACUAUAUGGGGAUUGAGUGGAUGCGUCGUCAUCUGGCCCCAGAGUAUAAGAUCCACAUAAUCUCAUUCAAGGACCCCAACCCCAUGCACAUCGACGCCACUUUUAACAUCAUUGGGCCAGGACUGGUGCUGUCAAACCCUGACCGCCCAUGUCGCCAGAUUGACAUGUUCAAGAAAGCUGGCUGGACUAUCGUGAAGCCUCCAACACCUCUGAUUCCUGAUGACCAUCCCCUGUGGAUGUCCUCCAAGUGGCUGUCCAUGAAUGUCCUGAUGUUGGAUGAAAAGCGUGUCAUGGUGGACGCCAAUGAGAGCACCAUCCACAAAAUGUUUGAGAGUCUCGGUAUUAAGACCAUAAAGGUGAACAUUCGCCAUGCCAACUCCCUGGGUGGUGGCUUCCACUGCUGGACAACAGAUGUCCGCCGCCGUGGAACACUGCAGUCCUACUUCCACUAGCCAUGCCAGAAAUAGGCAGUUUUUAUUGAGCUUUGAAGAUGAAAGCCUCAGACCCAAAUCUUAACAUAACUGUAGUUGUUGAAUCUGUAUUGUCAGUCCAUCGUGUGUGUAGACACAGGUUAAUGAAGGCUGGAGCUUUGUGAUGCAAAAAUUUUACUGUUGUUAAAUUUGGAAAACCCAUCUUAAAAAGUAUACACACAUGAUGUGUGUGUUUGGGUGUCAAACCUGUGUGACACAAUCUUAAAAAACACAGUAGUCACCCGUGUCUUUCUCUGGAUUGGGUAUUUCUAACCUAAAUGAACAUGUUUAAAUAGUUUUCAUUUGACAUGGCUGUGCAUCAGAGCGCCUUUGCAAACAGCUUUGUUCAAUUAUUUACGCUCGAGCAACAAAUGAACAUCACUUCAAUCAGUAAUCUCAAUAUUAACUGCAUUUCUGGCCUGGCUAUUGUGAAGCUGUUCAUGGCUUAGUCAUCUGAAAGUCAGAACGUUUGAGGACAAGGUACAAUUUGGUAUGUGAGAGUUGCCUAACAAAGGGCACACGGGGAGAUAAGCUACCUCCUCAUGAAAAGUCAGAAAUCACAGUUCUCUCUUUUUCCAAAGUAUUUUUUUUACUUAAAGAAAUGUAUGAAAGUUGUUAUGUAGGUCAUAAAAUAAGAUUAAUUUCUUAUUUCCUCUAGUAUUUUAUUUUGUAAAGAUUUUAAUUGAUUGAACAGACAAGGUUCUAUUUAUAUUUUCAUACUCUUUAUUGGAAUUCCCGACAAUUAGUGUUUUUAUAUAUUUACUUAAAAAGUAUGCGGUCCAUAUCAGAUUUUGUCUACCUUUUGCCUCUGCUGUUUUCUCCUUUUGCAAACUGGGCCAGUUAUAUGCUACUAUUCAUUCGCUCUGAACCGCUUGGCUGCUUUUUGAGUGCAAAGCAAAGAUGCUUAAAGAAUGAACUGUGUUUUGUUGUGAUGUUUUGUAUUAUGCAACAUUAUUAAAUGUAAUUCAAAACAG
This is a messenger RNA of Notolabrus celidotus (New Zealand spotty), 2330 nucleotides long. It is a transcript of the gene gatm, whose product is annotated as glycine amidinotransferase (L-arginine:glycine amidinotransferase). NCBI's taxonomy places the organism in Eukaryota, Metazoa, Chordata, Actinopteri, Labriformes, Labridae. Bases 67 to 1338 code for a protein of 423 amino acids. The transcript has 9 exons. Gene Ontology annotation, cellular component: mitochondrion. The record is from RefSeq and is a predicted model, not a curated record. Gene Ontology annotation, molecular function: amidinotransferase activity.